UUUGAGUCAUAUAUCGUCUCCACUAAAAAACAGACGGCAAAAGUCUCUUCUCUCUCUCUCUCUCUCCUUUGAUUCUCCGUUCUCGAUCAACGACGACGACCACCACCGCUCGUUCGGUCUACCGGUGAACAAAAUUCCUUUUUCGAUUAGAAUCGGUUAAUUUUCCGCCGAUCUUAUCAGAAUGAGUAACGAGCUCCUCGACAUCGAUCCUAUCGACCUCCAAUUCCCUUUUGAAUUGAAGAAGCAGAUCUCUUGUUCUCUGUAUUUGGCUAACAAGACCGACAAUUAUGUGGCCUUCAAGGUUAAAACGACGAAUCCAAAGAAGUAUUGCGUCAGGCCUAAUACUGGAGUUGUUCUUCCGAGAUCAUCUUCUGAAGUUCUAGUGACCAUGCAAGCGCAAAAGGAAGCUCCGGCUGAUAUGCAGUGCAAGGACAAGUUCUUGCUUCAAUGUGUAGUGGCUAGUCCCGGAGCCACGGCCAGGGAAGUCACUCCUGAGAUGUUUAGCAAGGAGGCGGGGCAUCGUGUUGAGGAGACUAAAUUGAGAGUUGUCUAUGUUGAUCCACCCCGACCACCAUCACCGGUUCGUGAAGGAUCGGAAGAGGGCUCUUCACCAAGAGCUUCCGUCUCGGACAAUGGGAAUGCUCCUGAUUUUACUGCUGUUCCAAGAUUUAGCGUUGACAGGCUUGAACCUCAGGAUAACUCAUCUGAGGCCAGAGCUCUCAUCACAAGGCUCACCGAGGAAAACUCUGCGGUUCAACUGAACAACAAACUUCAGCAAGAAUUGGAGCAGUUGAAGCGUGAAAGCAAGAGAAGUCAGAGUGGUGGUGGAAUCCCGUUCAUGUACGUUCUUCUGGUGGGACUUAUCGGUCUAAUCUUGGGAUACAUUAUGAAGAGGACAUGAUCGCGUUGAAUAAAUAUUCCUCAACCCACAACAAGUCUCAAAAGUGGCUUCGGCAAAACUCAAAAGACAUGAAAAGAAAAAAGUUGUGUCAGAAGGACAUCUUUUAGUCUGUCUUAUCGUCGUCACUCACCGUUUGUUGAAUCUUGAAGUUGGUGCGUUAGAGGAUUGUAUUACGUUUUUCGUAAGACUUAGAAUUUUCACCCUCCAAAAAAAAACCUUUUUUUUUACUUUUGAACUUCUGUAAUCCGAAAGACAUUUGUUUCAUUGUGUGUUCCCCCUCCACUAAACUCGUCUUUGCUUUCUUUA
This is a messenger RNA of Eutrema salsugineum, 1207 nucleotides long. Its product is annotated as vesicle-associated protein 1-2. Gene Ontology annotation, biological process: endoplasmic reticulum membrane organization. The record is from RefSeq and is a predicted model, not a curated record. Lineage: Eukaryota; Viridiplantae; Streptophyta; Magnoliopsida; Brassicales; Brassicaceae. Gene Ontology annotation, cellular component: endoplasmic reticulum membrane; plasma membrane.